Molecule: messenger RNA, 1006 nt
Organism: Centruroides sculpturatus (bark scorpion)
Lineage: Eukaryota; Metazoa; Arthropoda; Arachnida; Scorpiones; Buthidae
Product: sushi, von Willebrand factor type A, EGF and pentraxin domain-containing protein 1-like
Exons: 5
Coding region: 197-1006 (269 amino acids)
Source: RefSeq, a predicted model, not a curated record
UAAAAAUUUCUUAAUUUACUUAAGAAAUUCUAAAUUUAUUGACGUCGACUUACAAUUCGAGGAAUUAAAAUAAAUAGUUGCACUUUUAAAAAUUAUAAGGUCAUCACUUUAUCUAUGCAGAGGAAGAAAUCACAUGACAACAGUAUAAACAGUUUAUGAGAGAAAUUCUAUCCAGAUUUCAUGUGGCACUGGUGAGAUGCAAUACAUUUGGAUUAUCUUCAUACUCCGCCUUUUGUUUACGUUAGCAGAAGAUGAAGAAUGUGGACCUCCACCUGAUUUGAAUCAUGCUUCUGCAGUAACUGAUGAGGAUAAUUUUCCACCGGAUACAGAAGUCAAGUACAAGUGCAAUUUCGGUUAUUAUUUUGUGAGUAUCAAAAGAAAAGCAACUUGUGAACGAGAUGGAGGAAAAGGAUUACAUUGGAAUACUGAAGGAAUAGAAUGCAGACCUGUAUCUUGUGGAGAACCUGAACUGAUAGAAAAUGGACAAGUUUUGGGAAGUCGAUACACUUAUCCAAAUUCGGUGGAGUAUGUGUGUAAUGUUGGAUAUAAAUUGAAAGGUAUUAAUGUGCGUUUCUGUGGAACGGAUGGUGAAUGGAGUGGCCGUAAACCUUCUUGCGCAAUUGUCACUUGUCCAAAGCCGGAAGAAAUAGAAAAUGGCACCGUCAGUUAUAGUUCUACAGUAUAUAACUCAAUAGCCACUUACAAUUGUUAUGAUGGACUUCAUAUAGAAGGUAACAACACUGUAAAAUGUGAUGCUGAAGGAAAUUGGAAAGGAGUUCUCCCCAAAUGCAAAGAGAUGCUUUGUCCAGAACCAUUGCAGCCACUUCAUGGAAUAGCAACAUUGAUGAAUGAAAAACGAAAUGUAGGAAGCUUGGUUGUUUACAAUUGUAAUUCUGGGUUUAAUUUAAUUGGAAAUACAUAUGCUAAAUGCUUAGCAACUGGAAAAUGGAGUUUUGAAACCCCCAANUCCAAUAAAUAUCUUUUAAAAUUCCUCCUGUAUUUUUAG